Dracunculus medinensis (Guinea worm) is the source of this 243-nucleotide messenger RNA. NCBI's taxonomy places the organism in Eukaryota, Metazoa, Nematoda, Chromadorea, Rhabditida, Dracunculidae. The record is from the annotation of a GenBank genome assembly.
AUGUGGUUGUGGGUUGCUGAUAUUGAAACGGUGUUCUGGUCAGCACAACGACGUCUAGCUUGGUUAGACCAUAUCUUGCUAUCUCGUGCUGCCACAAGUCUAUUCUAUAAGAGGUCAUGUGGAUUUCCACCCAAUCGAACGGACCGAGCUUUUUUACACAUGAAAAUCGCUAUGCCAUUUCGCCCUGAGUUAUCCGAAACUCCACAACGAUACUGCUCGGAACCAAGUUUGGUAAUUGCAUGA